UAGGUCUGUUUCAUUGACGUAUGUCUGUUUUGAAAACAAAGAAGUAAAAGUCCAAACUUGAAGAUGGGCAAGAUAUUCCUGGAUCAUAUUGGAGGCACUCGCCUGUUCUCAUGUGCAGCGUGUGAUGUAAACCUUACUAAUCGUUCAGAGCUAAUCAGUACAAGAUUCACUGGAGCUACAGGCCGCGCUUUUCUCUUUCACAAAGUUGUGAACUUGGUAUACUCGGGAGUGCAGGACCGGGUGAUGCUGACCGGUCGGCACAUGGUGCGAGACGUCUCCUGCAAGAAUUGUUCCACCAAGCUCGGCUGGGUGUACGAGUUUGCUACUGAGGAGAACCAAAGAUACAAGGAAGGUCGCGUUAUCCUGGAGCGGGCGCUGGUCACGGAAAGCGACGGCAUAGAGGAAAUACAAGUCAACGCAGAUUAGAUUUAUACAUUUAUAUAGAUAGAUACUACAUACCCAUGUACCUACACUUGUUGGACAAGCAUUUGUGUGUUAAUCCAAAUCUCUCCACCAGCCAUUGCUUGCAAGGCCAUCAAAAAUCUUGGUCAUCUGAUGCUUUAAUUUCAGUUUUUUUUUAAUUAGAGUAGGUAUAACGUCACGGCUAUCGUGUGCGUUGCCGGUAAGCACGAAGGUUGAUAUUGGCAUGCAGCCAUGCUUAAUUCAAACCUUAAUCUAAUUUAAACACUCCAUGUAGAAUUGCUUGUCGAACAGUCUAUGCCUGCCGGGCUAGCACAAUCAUGAUUGGCGCGACAGUAUCUCGCCAGCGAGAUAGACUACCCGUCCCUGUUUAAUUAAUACAGUUAGAAAAAGACGGGUGUUCUAUCUAUCUAUCUCGCGGGCGAGAUACUGUCGCGCCUCUCCUGUGCUUGAAUACUGGGGACGUAGCAUUAAUUUUUAUACAUACAUACCUAAAGUAAGGCCUAAGUAACGAGAUAAAGAAAACAAACAUUUAGGAUUUCAAACUUUAUUAUUUGAAGAAAUUAUUAUUCCGACAGAAAUAAUAGUCGCUAGCAAUAGCUAUGAAAUUCAUUCAGGGCCGAUUGCAUAAUAACUUGUAACUAAUUAAUAAUAUUAGCGGAAGUAUCUUUCCAAUUCCUUUGAUUAGAAAGAAACUUCCGGUAGGUAAUAUUAUUAGUUACAAGUUAUUAUGCAAUCGGCCCCAGAUUGUUUAUAUCUAUCUCGCUUCUUGGCUUUACUUUAUAUUUAUACAUAUUUAUUUUAAAUCCUAUGUCUUCGCAAUUCGCCGGCUAUGGCGGUAAAAGUUUAGAUUGGUCUGUGGAUAACCGUAAGGACCGUAAGGUUAAGAUCAGCUGAAGCUCAAGAUUUGACUUGCUUAGUUUUCACAUAUAUAUACAUAUAGUAUACAUAUACACGGUGGCUAAAAAAUAAGUAAGUUUUGGGAUUAUACUGAGCAACUUCUACUAUGGGACCAACCCCGAAAUCGCGAAAAAAAAGUUGGCUUUCAAACAUUUUGGCUGGUCCAUUUUAUAUGGGAGGGUACAUUUUUUUUCGCGGGUUCGUGGUUGGUCCCAUAAUAAAAGUUGCUCAGUAUAAUCCCAAAACCUCCCUGGCAACGGGAAUGCACUUAUUUUUUAGCCACCGUGUAUAUACAUAUAUGUUUUUAAUAUAAGUACCUUAUUGUAAUUUGUAUCUACUCAAGUUUGUACCUAACUAACAAAACUUGGCACCCAUUUAGUUCCCAAUUAUUUUGUCAGCAAAGUAGUUUUCAUAUUAAAUAUUUUUUGUUUUCGAUGGGUUUACGUUUUAUUUCGGAAAUAUUUUAGGUACAGUUGAGUUCAUAAAUAUGUAUACAUUUCUUCACCCUAAUCCAUUGCGAUAAGGUGAAAAAAUGUAUACAUAAUUAUGAACCCGACUGUACGUCGCAUAUAAGAUUACAUUACAAGUAGGUACUUCAGGUUUUAUCCAACAGCCAAUGGUUUAUGUUGUGAUUAAAUAGAUGUAAGUAUUAUAAUUAAUUUGGCGAUAUUAAAUUUAUAAUAGGCAGAGCCUAUAUUAGAGCCUAUUCGAAAAAUUUAAAUUUAUCAUAAUGCGUGGUUAAGUAAAUGCUGUUUUCGCGUAUUAAAAGUGGUCCCACUGCUUUGUACCACAGUGGGUCCACGGGUAUUUUUCUUCCCGUAGACCCACCGUUCUAAACAGGGCAAACCGCCCAGAAAUAGGAGAAGCGGGACUCAGUCUAGUUAAGUUGUGAAGGAAAUGUUUUUUGAAAAGGAACAGUGCGGUGAGACCAUGGUUAAAAUAAAUUACACGUAGACAGCUGUUUAGAUAGUGGGACAACGGGUAAAAAAAAUAAUACCCGUGGACCCACUGUGGUACAAAGCAGUGAGAUCACGGUUAAUACGCGGCUGUUUUUAGUCUUAUUUGAUCGAGUUAGUAAAAAUUGUAUGGUCGAGUUCACAAACAUCUCUAUCUCAUUAAGUAAUAAUCGUUACAAAAAUAUAAUUAUGUUUGUGAACUCGACUGUACCUAUUCUUCUUAGAAUUGAUGUGAGUAAUUCUUAUAUGGCAAAAUCGACAAUCACCAUUUAACUGUGUUCCAUUAUAUCUAACCCAAAAUUGCAAAUUAUUUUUUGAUGAAGCAUUUACUAGGUACCUACUACUUAUUUUUUAACACAAUCACUCACAGCGACUCGCUAGGCGAGUUCUCUGUUCGUAAGCGCUUUUCGCUACAUACGAUUUUUCACGUGUUAUCAGCUGCGUUCCUAGCACGUAGCUCGUGCUGGCAGUGAAUGUGUUAAGAUAAAGGUGUUACUUGAGCCACUAAAAACCUGAGACACCCCAACAGAUUUUUUUAUUUUGAACUCAUCUUGAGUAUUUAUUCUUUAAUCCGAUAAAUAUUUAAAAAAAUAUUCGUUGUUUACUUUUCUUAGCAAUUCUAUUUGACUGGUAAUUCUACUCAAGAUACUUCGUCGUUUGAGUAGGUUUGAGUGACGUGAAACAAUUGCUAGUUACCAUCGUAAACACUGUUAAAUGACCAUUUGCAUACCUUACUGCAACAAGAUAAGGCCAGUUAAGGGUGUUGCUCAUUGAGAAAUAACGUGUCAAAUGGUAGUUAUUGAUGUUGGUGCAUUACAAACUUGGCAUGUAAAAAUAUUAAAAAAAAAAUAAAAAAAUACCCCCAUUAAAAUAUAGCGCAAUCGAUUCUCCCAUCGAUUCUGAACAAACUGUUUUUAGGUUUUCAGUGGGUCAUGAAACACCGUGUAUAUAAUGGUAACAUUGGUAACUAUGUAUAUAAUUGGCACUACAAAUUUUUUCAGGGAAAAUUCACUAGUUUCUAUUUUUUUUCUCUUAUAUAGUAUAUAAGGCCGCGUUCCCAAGACAGGAAAAUUAUCGUUCUAUAUGUGAACACCUCCAUUCAAAUAUACAGGCCACGAUGCAAGACUACCUGUCGUUACGACAUAGUGGGAAAGGGGCCUUACCGGUAUUAUGUUACAAAAUAGAGAAUUAUAGAAAUAAACAGUUUUAAAUUAAAA
Molecule: messenger RNA, 3493 nt
Organism: Cydia strobilella
Lineage: Eukaryota; Metazoa; Arthropoda; Insecta; Lepidoptera; Tortricidae
Gene: Yippee
Product: protein yippee-like 5
Exons: 3
Coding region: 64-426 (120 amino acids)
Cellular component (GO): ubiquitin ligase complex
Source: RefSeq, a predicted model, not a curated record